Molecule: messenger RNA, 1746 nt
Organism: Puntigrus tetrazona (Sumatra barb)
Lineage: Eukaryota; Metazoa; Chordata; Actinopteri; Cypriniformes; Cyprinidae
Exons: 4
Coding region: 179-553 (124 amino acids)
Molecular function (GO): cysteine-type endopeptidase inhibitor activity
Source: RefSeq, a predicted model, not a curated record
GUCCUGAUGCAUGCAGCCGGUCUGGUCAUGUGACGCAGCUGCAGUGAAGAACAUGAUAAAAUGACAAGGCUUUUCUGUGAUGGUUUGUGCUGAAGCGUGAGCGUCUGUCCGUCAGCAGGAUGCAGACACCCGAGAAGCUCUCACACGGCAGAUAAACGGAGGUCCACAAGCUGCCGAGAUGCUUUGCGUUCUCGCUCUUCUUGCGCUGGCUUUCUUUGCCUCGGGAGACGACGUGGAGCUAAAUGACAACCAUAAAGUCAUUGACGUGGCAAACUUUGCUAUGGAUUUUCACAAUGGCUUGAGCAGCUAUCCUUACGCCUUUAAAGUGGUGGAUAUCCUGUCAGACGCAGCUCGGCUCUAUCCUCCUUCGUGGGUUAAAUACGUGCUGCAGGUAAAGGCUGCGCAGACGGUCUGCGAGAAUCACGCCGCUGUGAACGUUACAGACUGUGCUCUGCAGUCUAAUGCAAAGGUCAUGAACUGUUCUUUCACCGUCUUGGCGGUGCCGGGAAAUAAUAAUAUCCCCAAACGACUGCUGUCAGAUCAUUGUGCCUGAAAAUGAUGAUUUCUUUUGAUGAAAUGUAGUCGGCAACACAUGCUCUGUUAAAGCGUGCCUCGUUGUAUACUCUGCGGCAUGUUAGUACGCUUAACUGUCGGUAACUUUUAUAUAUAUAUAUAUAUUUUUUUUUUUUUUUGAAGCAAUUACGCUGUGAUUUUCAAAUGUACUUCACGUGGAUUUAGUCUUGUCAAAAAUAAACAAUUCAGCAAUCGAAAUGAAUCUUUUGGUUUCAGUGAUUUACCUUUUUGCGUUUUAUCUUGGCUAAUAAUACAGAAAUUGUCGACAUUUCACUAAAACUUGUCUUUGUUUAGUAUUUAACUACCACUUUAUGGUUUAGAAAUGGUUACAUAAUAUAAAUUUUUGGAUUAUUUCUUUUAAAAAAGGUGUAGAGACACUGCUCUUCUGUGACUUUUAUUUUGGAAUAAUUCCCUUUCACUCAAGGUGUAUAAAAAUAAAAAAAAACAAUUAAAGCGUAUGUAUUGUGUUCAACACUUUUGCUCAUGUUAGGGUGGAUAUGGGCAAGGUCAGGGACGGGUUUGGUUGUAUGGGUAGGUUUAGGGUGUAAUUAUAGAAAUUAAUUGCAGAUGUAAUUACAUAAAGGUAUUUUUAAAAAUCUAAGUGAUGGAGAUCAAGAUCUACUUGUCACUAUUGAUGAUAUUGGGGCAGCAAACAAUGGCAAGCUGCUUGACUUUAAGAGAAAGAAAUUAAAACAAAGGUAUAACAGAAAUCAGACAAAGGAAAGACUUGCAUACUAUCAGUUAAAACUUUGUACGGUGUUUGUGUCACAUGUUUUAAUUACUGCAUCAUUCUCGUACGUCAAUGUAUUGUUUUCCUGAUUUUAUUAUGAAAUUUGGUGUGUGUGUGUGUGUUUGUGUCAGGCAGUGAUUCACGCAAUGGCGUGCGAAUCAUGAAUCAAUUAAGGUACAAUAUUCACAAACGCUGCUUUAAUUGAAAUCAACCAAUCACUGGUAUGGUUGAGCAAAUUGUUUGGGAGUUGUUCAACAAUUAAGGUAAAAAUAAAUGCCUGUUAUUAAAAAAAAAUAAAUGAAAGCAUUGUUUUGGUCUUGCAUGUCAACCGGUUCUUCUGUACCCACAAGCCAUCAUUUUCACUAAUAGCAUGUAUUUCUAUUUUGUUGCAAAUUUAGAACGCAUUUAAAUAAACAUUUUGAGCACCUAGCUCUGCAAAACUA